Messenger RNA from Hyalella azteca, 3716 nucleotides. Its product is annotated as U2 snRNP-associated SURP motif-containing protein-like. The record is from RefSeq and is a predicted model, not a curated record. Gene Ontology annotation, molecular function: RNA binding. The transcript is spliced from 22 exons. NCBI's taxonomy places the organism in Eukaryota, Metazoa, Arthropoda, Malacostraca, Amphipoda, Hyalellidae. Gene Ontology annotation, cellular component: nucleus. Bases 173 to 3133 code for a protein of 986 amino acids. Gene Ontology annotation, biological process: RNA processing.
GAAUCUAGUAGUACUUUGGUAUCCAGCCAACCAUGUUGCUUGCACUUAUCUAAAAAUGAUACUUUAUCAUGAGAAAUUCUUUUAAAAAAUUUUUUCUUGUUACAAUAAUUUUGUAAAUAAUUUCUUGACUUUUUUUUGUUUAACCCAAAUUAAGUCAUCAGUACCAUUCAUAAUGGCAAGCCGUGCCAAGACAAAGAAGGAGCUGGAUGAUGAGAGAAAGAAAAUGGAGCAGGAAGCUGCUGCUCAGGCCUAUGUGGAGUUCAUGGCCACUUUUGAUGAGUCAUCUGCCCCUAAGGACAAGGUCUGGGUUAAAGCUGGAACCUUCGAUGCUGGGUCAAGGAGGGAAGAUAACAAGGAUAAAGGUAAACUAUACAAGCCAAUGUCAAAGCUUGCAGAACUUGCAGAGAAGUUCUCAUCUGCUGAGAAAGCUUCUCAGUUUAAAGCAAAUUUGGCUGACAGACCAGACAAGCCUGGCAAGAAGAAAGAGAAAGACAAAAAGAAAACCAACUUAGAAUUGUUCAAAGAAGAAUUGAAAAUGAUACAAGAGGAGAGAGCAGAACGUCACAGACUCAAGAAUAUUUACCAGAGAGACUCUGGCAAGUCCUCAAGGUUUGAGGCUCCAGAUGUCAAAAUACCCGGUUUUAUGGGCCUGCCCUCUGAAGAACCAAAUCCUGGGAGCUUUGAUCCCGGUGACCCCUGCACAACCAAUCUUUACCUUGGCAAUCUUAGUCCAAAAAUCACCGAGCAGCGGCUGAUGGAGCUGUUUGGUCGUUAUGGUCCCUUAGCGUCCAUUAAAAUAAUGUGGCCUCGCACUGACAACGAGAAAAGCCGGGGCAGGAACUGCGGUUUUGUUGCCUACAUGAACAGGAAAGAUGGAGAACGAGCUCUCUCUAAUCUUAAUGGCAAAGAUAUUGAUGGUUUUGAAAUGAAGUUGGGCUGGGGCAAGGCCGUGCCAAUUCCAGUACAUCCGAUUUAUGUCCCGCCUGCCCUAAUGGACUUGACGCUGCCCCCGCCACCGUCAGGGCUACCAUUUAACGCUCAACCUGACAAGCGGGACCUCGAACGGGUCCGGGAACUGGGACAGAAGCUUGUAUCCGGCACUGCGGACGAGAUCGCAAAAGCGGGCAACAGUUUGACGCUGCGUGAAGAGGAGAAGAAGACCAUGGAUGAGAUUUUACAAAGAGCAGUUGUGAAAGUGGUUGUCCCCACAGAAAGAGCGUUGCUGCAGCUCAUUCAUCGCACCAUCGAGUUUGUUGUGAGAGAAGGACCGAUGUUCGAGGCUAUGAUCAUGAAUCGGGAAAUCAGCAACCCUUGUUAUAGGUUCCUGUUCGAGAACCAAGGUCCUGCCCACGUAUAUUAUCGCUGGAAGCUCUUCUCCAUACUACAAGGGGACUCGACCAGCCGCUGGAAUAUGAAGCCCUUCAGAAUGUUUGAAGGCGGCUCGAUAUGGAAGCCACCUCCUGUCGAUCCCUUCCUGCAGGGUAUGCCUGAAGAGUUAGUCAAGCAGGAUCAAGAGGAGGAGGAGAAGAACAAGCGAGGCUCUCUCUCCAACGCCCAACGCGGUCGGCUCGAACACAUGAUCCGACACCUGACGCCGGAGCGGGAGAAGGUGGGCGAGGCGAUGGUCUGGUGCAUCGAGCACGCCGAGGCUGCCGAGGAAAUCUGCCAGUGUCUCUGCGAGGCUCUCACCAACAACGCCACUCCUGUCACCAAAAAGAUGGCUCGUUUGUAUCUUGUUUCCGAUAUUCUCCACAACUGCAGCGUAAAAGUCACCAACGCCUCGUUUUAUCGGAAGGGGUUGCAAUGCAAGCUUCAGGAAAUAUUUGAAGGUCUACACAACGCACACAACAUCAUUGAGUCGCGACUGAAGGCGGAGCAGCUGAAGCAGCGCGUGCUGCAGUGCUGCAGAGCCUGGGAAGACUGGGCCGUUUAUCCUCCCGAGUUUCUCAUCAGCCUUCAGAACAUUUUCUUGGGGCUCGUCAAGAGGUCGGCCAACAACGGCAUAGAGCCAGAGGUGAAACCAAGCGAAUCUGUUGAGCGCAUAGCACCUCGAAUCGUGGACGACGUUGACGGGAUUCCAUUGGACGAUGUGGACGGCGUGCCACUAAGCGACAUGGACGGGAGUGUAUUUAAGGACGACUUGGACGGAUCUCCCUACAAGCCCAACAACACUCCACUUCUCAAGAGCAGCGCUGCGAUAUCAGCGCUGCAAGGCUACGACGAUGAUGAUGAGGAUGAUGAUAUUGAUGGAGCUCCUCUUGACGACGACGUCGAUGGUGUUCCAUUGGGCCCGUCACGGUUGGUCACCACAGGCACGGGUCCAGGAUUUGUACCUCCGAAGUGGGAGAGCGUCAGUCCAAAGAGGGUAGAAGCUCAGGCAAUGACGCUGUCGAAGUGGGACACGCUGGAGGCGCAACUCGAGACUGGCCGCGACAGUGGGAGCGACAGCACUCCGGUCUACGACCAGCCUGGCGCCUCCCCCAGAACUCUGGAGUCCAAUGAUCAUCGCAAGAGUGCCGUGGAGGACUUAGAUGGUAUCCCAAUCAUGUACGAAGAUUACAAGCGUAAAAAGCGGCACACAUCGUCGGACGAGGAAGAUGGAAGACCAAUGCAAGACGAUGGUACUAAAGAUAACAACUCGGAGUACUCCGAAGACUCCCGCGGCUAUGACAGACUACAGAGCGGCGAAGCAAGUGAGGAACGCCGAGCUCGGCUACGGGAGGUGGAGGUGCGAGUGUUGCAGUACCAGGAUGAACUUGAGCGAGGAGCGCGACCUCUGAAGCCUGGGUACACUCUGGCCAAACAAGUGCAGCACUACAGACAUAAACUCCUCAGGAAGAUAGAGAAGGAAGAAGCGUCUUCACUUUCUGCAGCAGUCGCAGCAGUGGGCUCAGCUGCAGCGAGCAGCGGCGGCAGCGGCAGCGAGCGUCGCCACCACAAGCGUCGCAGCUCAACGCCUCCACAGGACGACCGCUCCUCGGUCCGCAACAAGCGGUCGCGGUCCCCUCAUAAAUCCCGACAUCGGACCCGGUCUCCCUCCUCCCGCCGGGACCGUCACAGAUCCCGGUCGCCGCGCAAGCGUCGGUCUCAUUCGCGUUCUCCCUCGCGUAAACACAAGAAGAAGAGGCACUGAUGCCCUGUAUAAGUAACUACGUCGUCAUCGUUAGCUUACGUGAUAAUUUAGUGCGUCUCGAUAACCAUCGUAUCGAAGUCCCGCUACGUAACGUAUAGUCACACUCUUAAAAAAAAUUAAUUUACGAGUAGUUGAUGUAUUUUCGCAUCAGUUCCAUUUACUGAAAAACUUUUGGAGUCACAAAUUCAAGGUGGUACAUGUCAUAUAUGCAUUAUCUUGAAAACGCUACUAAAUUUGUAGAUUGGUAAUAGAUAUCGAAUUUUUUCUAACAAUUGAAGCUAAUAGCGCGUUAUCGUAGUCGAUGGGAGCCGAUGCUCUAAAUCUGUAUCAUAGAGCGCCAUUUUAUAAAAAAAAUAGUGAAGUACGCGUUCAUUUUUUUUUACUUUGAUUUGACAUUUGAAAAAAUGUUCGUGCAUUAAUUUAAUUAGACUUCAAAACUAGGAGCUAGUCCAUAGUUUGGAACGCAUUAAAAUAUCCUCACCUCUCGUAAAUUUAAUCUAUAAUAUUUCAAUUUGAAAGAACAAUUCUGUACAGUGUUGUUGAUGUAACAUUUGGGAGAAAACUAAAGAAAAGCGACAGAAUA